This is a messenger RNA of Heterocephalus glaber (naked mole-rat), 4300 nucleotides long. The record is from RefSeq and is a predicted model, not a curated record. NCBI's taxonomy places the organism in Eukaryota, Metazoa, Chordata, Mammalia, Rodentia, Bathyergidae.
AAGGAUUUGUCCUUGCGCUUUCUGUGGGCACACUAGCACCAGCUCCCCUUGCAGGGCCCCAAGAAGGUGGCUACCUCCCUCCCCAGGAUCUCAGAGCCAGGGGACCACCUGCUACUAGGUGGGUGUGGUGUGUUUCACUCUGCUCCCUUGGGGCGCCCUUGGGUUCCAUUCACACUAGGAAGGGAGGACAAGUGAAUCCAACAGCCUCAGGAGGGAUAAGGGCAUCGCCUCUUUUUCUUGAAGGACACUCCCUUCUGAUGGUGAAUGGGAACUCCCUUCCUCCUGCCACAGCCGGCCUGCAGCCUCUGGAUAGUACUGUGAAUGCUGAAGCAGCUUCACUGCUCUGAAGGAAGGCGCCCCAGAGCCGAGGCAUAGAGAGCUGCAGGAACAACGAGGUUCAGAGAGCCAGCUUCGGGCUGCUGGGGAAGCGGCCACAGCAAGGUGACAGUGACAAAGCAGUGGCAGAGCAGAGGACACCAAGUGGAUGCAGUUUCCCUGGGACAGCAUCAGCCUGCAAGCUUUUCAGUCCUGAAAGCGCCACAAUAAGCCGCUACUGAGCCAUGGCUGAAGGAGAAAUCACAACCUUCACAGCCCUGACUGAGAAGUUUAAUCUGCCUCCAGGGAAUUACAAGAAGCCCAAACUGCUCUACUGCAGCAACGGGGGCCACUUCCUGAGGAUCCUUCCAGACGGCAAAGUGGAUGGGACAAGGGACAGAAGCGACCAGCACACUUUCCCGCAAGGCAUCAUGCAGAUGGGGCUGCGGUAACCAGGAGGGGGAAAGUCAUUCUCCAGACCCUGCUGAAGCCAAAGAGGGGAAGCCGGAGAGCCAAAGGCUGACUACCCCUCCUCAGCUUUCCUGGCAGCCAGCUCUCAGAGGAUGUUGCUAAAUGGAGGUGUGACCUCGAAGAAAAGAACCUUCUUGGCUAAGUAUAAACACCUCUUCCUUCUGCCGCAGCACUUCUGGUACUGGGGGUGAGUCUGAUACCCAGUGUCUAGUCCUCCUGCAAUGUUUCAGACUCCCCGACUACCACUGAGACAUGAGUUGUUGCAGAGACCUGCUCCCUGCUUAGAGGGGCAGCAAUCUCAAGUGUAAAACAGGAGGAAAGUGUGGGUAAAAAUCAGGAGCCAUGCAAGAACUUCGAAGGGCACAGGCAAGAAGAAGGGUUUCGUGGGAAUAACUUUAAAAUAGAAUGCACAAUGCUGGCCUGAUAGGAUGGUUUAUGUGUCAGGCAGUCUCAAUUAGCCCUGAGCUAUGCACCAAAGGUUACAGGCUCUAAGCGCAGUGACCACUUCACUGCAGCCCACCCUCUUCUCUCAGAUGCAGAGGAAACUGGAAUGGAUGCCGGCAUUUUCAGAACAGGUGGUAUUGUCCCUUCUUUCCUACCCACUACUCAGCCCUAGAGACGAGCGGAAAGACUGAGGCUGAGGGUUGCAUCUGCAGGAUUAGGGUUUGGGGGCUUUGUGUGGACUCUUUGUUAAAUGGGCCUCUUGUCAACUUUAUACUCAGCGAAAAACAGGCAAGAGAAUAAGCAAAGAGAUAGAUAGAUAGAUAUAAAUGACUCUAGUACAUUAAAUGUAAGUGAUGUUUACUGUAAAUAAAUGGACUUAGAUUGUAGUCCAUUGUGUUAGACAUGAUAUACAACUUACGUGAUCUGUCCACACAACACAGGGGGACAAGCUUUAAUUUCUCUGAGUUUUAAAUGUUUCUAAUAAGCUUAUCAAUUUUCCUGAAUCACUGGGGAGUGCUCUAGUCUCUAGAGGAAAGGGGGAUAUGGGGACCUAUUCUUGAGGUUAAGGGGCCUUUCUGGGAAAACUUGCAUUCCACGGUAAAAACAGGCUAUAGCUGCUGGGAUUUCUGAAUGUCAUAUGCUCCCGUUAUUGUCAUCCCACCGUUAACACGACAGACUGCAUCCCGGCUACAUAACAUGGAGACAAACCCUGAGGUCUGCUGUGGGUGUAAUGCCGGGAACUUUCGGAGCGCAGCACAGUGAGCCCUGGGAGUGUGCGUAGGGUGCUGGCAUCCCAGUGAUGCUGGAUUACGCGCCAAGUGGGCAAGUUCCUUAGUCUUUCUUGUCUUACUUUUCCCAUUUGUAAAACAAUAUUACUUGGGAGAGUUAAAUGAGAUAAUAUAGUGAAAGUUUUUGUCACAGUGCCUGGCACAGAGUAACAGCUCAGCAUAUAUUGGUUAAUAUUGCUGUUAUCAUCAUUAAGAUUUCACUACAUUCAAUACAGCAUUUGGAAAUGAGUAUAUAUUAAAGGAACUUCCCUAGUCUCCUCUCUUCUAUAAUACCACUUCCCAGGGAGGACAAGGGUCUUGAUUCCGGCUUUGAUUCUGGGCCUCUCGGCCAACAUUCAGGGUUGGGAUGUCAGCCUUUUAUUUGCUUACUCCGGAACUAAGAACAAAGGCUAGGGGACAGAAGUCAGGGUAAGUGGGGUAGUGGGCAGAAAUCCACCCUACAUCUGUCCAAUGCCAGAACUGGAUAAUCCACGUGCCCUCUGCAGUCAGGAGCCCUAGUUUAGAGUCAGCAAUCUUGAGUUCAAAUUCCUGCUCUACCACGUCUAACUGGACUGUGGACAUUCUCUCCAUUUUGCAUCAAGUAUUCUGCAAAAGCUCCAAUGGUCUGGCCUUCUGGCUCUUCUAAUCUCCAGAAUCUCCAGCUGUCUAAGGUUGGAGAAAAAUUUUAAUCUCAGAGACUGUUUCCUCACCUGUGGAAUGGAAAUGAUAGCCUGGCUUUGUGCACAUCACAAGUCUGAAAACUAGUAAGAUCUUGCAGGUGAGAUAGCCUCCGGGAAACCCCAGGCAUAAUACACUCCCUGAAUGUGGAUCUGUUGCCCUCUUCUGCCCAAUAGUGGUACUGCAUUGGCACUUCUGACUGGAGAGGUUAUUAGGAAGCAGAAUCAGCCCUGGACAGGAAUAGAGUGGGUGCUUCCGCUUAACCGUGAUCCACAUAGUUUGGCAAGGGAAUGCUUUCUAUCCCUUGACUACUGUUCUGAACAUGAAUAGAGUUGUAGUUACAGGCAGAGAGUCUCAUUCCAAGACUUCCUUCAGGAAGACCAUUCCUAAAAGCCAAUUGGAUAUUUAAAUUAAUCUUUAUAAAUUGUCACAAGACAGAAUUGUAUGCCUUGGAACUCUAGAAGACAAAAAUCAUUCUUUCACAGCUUCUCUGUCCUGAACUAGCUGAUCUGCCUUGGGAAAAAUGGGGAAGUUUUCAAAUAUAUGUCUUCUUCCUACCCUUAGGCAAGUAAGGCUCCAGAUGCCUUACUGCAGAGCCCACCCUCCCAUGGAUGCGCGCCUGCUGCCACCCUAAUGCACACCUGAGGACAGUCUCCCCUGGUGGGGCUUCCUGCCUGUGGAGAGCAUGGUUUGAAUUUGUCUUCAACCUGCCUCAGACCACAGCUGCAGGCACCUGUCAGCACGGGUUCCCCUCUAUCCCACCAGAGCCAGGUGAACCAGACAGCGAGAGCUGCUGACUCUGACCCCGCGGUGUGCAGUUCGUGAGAAGGUUCCCACUUUAGCUCUGAGAGACAGGGAGAGGCGUCACCAUGAGAGGGAGGGUUGUGGAGGAGGCACAGGUGCCAGGAAAGAUGGCCAGUUCCAUUGCGGACACAACAUGUGAGGAGUGGCCCGAGUACAGUGCAUCUCUCACUCCUACUUGUACUUGUGUGAUGACUCUCUGGUUCUGUCACCCACUAAACUCUCUCAGGACGAGGACUCUGUCUCCUAAGACCCGGCACUAAUUUGUAUGUCCAGCACAUCUCUUGGAGUAAUGCCCAGCAAGCAUUAAUUUGAUGAGUGACUGAACUGUCCUGGAGGUAAAUUCAGUGAUAUAUUCAAUAUCUAUUGAGCACUGAUACUUGCCAGGCACUGUGCUAGACUCUUUCAUUUCCCCAUGAGGUGAUGAAUUACUACCACUCUGAGAACACUACAGCUCACAGGGAGUGACCAGCUUCUAAUGGGGACAGCAUGGCCAACCUCCUCAGCUGUUCCCAACACUGAGGAUCUUUCUGUACCCCACCACCACCUCUGAUACCAGCACCAUGAUGGAGGUUUCACCCCACAAACUAAAGAAACACACUGGAGUGACACAGCAUGUCGUGUGGGUCAGACAGAUGUAGACAUAGGUCCCAUCACUGACACUAGUUUUUGUGUCACCAUGGUAGAGUUACUUCUCUUCUAUAUGCCUCAGUUUCCUCAUUUUAAAAACAACAAUGACAACAGUAUCUACCUCCUACAAAAGUAGGAAUCUGAAAUGUGAGGUCUGUGAAAGUAUUUAGCACAUUUAAAGGCAUGUGAGUGCU